UCUGCAAAGUCAUGAUAAGUUUGGAACCCCAAACCUCUGGUAUCUGAUCUGUUAAUGUUGCGUUGUCUCGCUCGCAGCUGUUGGUUACACCAGUGCUCACUUGUAAGCCAAAGACCUAUUAGUCCCUGACCGUUUGUCAGCGGUCACUUUCUGUUCUGCCUCGAGGGAGCGAAAGAGAGAGAAGACGGGAUAUCGCUGAUGCUUCCCCGUCUUUCGGGUCCGGAUCAUGAGAGCUUUAUUCAGUCUCCUGUAAGCCGCAUUCGUUUGUUUUUGCAUCAACUUAGACGAGUGUGGAUCCGCGUCGCUGCAGCGCCGGUGAGACCCGACCAUUGAGCCUGAAAGUACGUGCAGGGAAUCCUAAACCCAGCUUGGAGUGAUUUUCUUUCUGAACUGAACUAGAGCAUCGUCUAAUCGAAUUACCUCAGCCAUUCCUCAUUGACCACCUCUAACUUGGACGCUUUUAUUGUUGCAUGUAUUGAUUGCGAAUAGAGACUCGCCAAGUUAUUCUUUUUUUUGGACAAAGAGUCGAAAUGGCGUCCCUGUAUCAGAGAUUCACCGGCAAGAUCAACACAAACAAAUCCUUCCCUAACCCCCCGGAAGCGAGCCAUCUCCUCGGGCAAGGUGUCGGGGGGGAGAGGGCGGUGGAGAGCCAGCGACCCCUGCUUCAGUAUCGUCAGCACAGCGAGGACGAGGAUGAGCUGGUGGGCAGUAACCCUCCGCAGAGGAACUGGAAGGGAAUAGCGAUCGCCCUUCUUGUCAUUCUGGUCAUCUGCUCGCUGAUCGUCACCUCCGUCAUCCUGUUGACACCAGGUGAGGACGACCAGCUGGCUCUCAAAGGCAAGGUGACGGUUGCAGACCUCUUCAGAAAAGACUUCAAGGUUCACGACCCUAACGCCAAAUGGAUAAGCAGUAAUGAGCUAUUAUACCGCAAUCGUGAUGGCGACGUUGUCAAGUUCAACGUCGACACGGUUGAGGAGACUAUCUUGGUGCAUAACAAGAAGUUUGAAAUGUACAAAGCCAGCAAGUAUGAGGUGUCUCCUGACUUGAAGCAUGUGCUGCUGGCCUACAACGUUGCACCGGUGUACCAGCAUUCUUACACAGCCUUCUACAUCAUCUGCAGUCUGGAUACUCCGGCAACGUGGAACUUGAACCCUCCAGAGGUGCGAAAUGCUCAGCUGCAAUACGCAGGCUGGGGACCCCAGGACCAGCAACUGAUCUUUGUUUUUGAGAACAACAUCUACUAUCGCUCCAGGGUGGACAACCGCUCCAUUCGUCUUGUGUCUACUGGCAAGGAGGGCGUCAUCUUCAAUGGGCUCAGUGAUUGGCUAUAUGAAGAGGAGAUUUUCCAGUCCCACAUUGCCCAUUGGUGGUCUCCAGAUGGGGCCAGGUUAGCGUACGCCACUAUCAAUGACACCCUGGUGCCCAGGAUGGAGCUGCCCAUGUUCACGGGCACACCCUACCCAAUGGGGAAAGAGUACCACUACCCUAAGGCUGGCGAGGAGAACCCAGUUAUCACCCUGUAUGUUGUGAACCUUAACGGCCCUCUUCACACCAUCGAGAUGAGGAGACCUGAUGAUCCCAGGAUGGGUGAGUACUAUGUCACCAUGGUAAAAUGGGCCACCACCACCAAACUGGCCAUCAACUGGCUGAACAGAGCCCAGAACAUCUCUAUACUCACGCUGUGUGAGGCCACAACGGGAGUCUGCACAAAGAAACAUGAGGAUGAAAGUGAAGGAUGGCUGCACAGACAGAAUGAGAAGCCUCUGUUUUCCAAAGAUGGGCUGAAACUGUUUUUUACCCGCGCCAUUCCUCAAGGAGGAAGGGGCAAGUUCUUCCACAUCUCCAUGUCCAUCUCCCAGCCCAACACCAGUACAGACACACUGCAGUCCAUCACGUCCGGAGACUGGGAUGUCACCCAAGUCCUGGCCUAUAAUGAGGACAGCCAAUUGAUAUACUUCUUGAGCACUGAGGAUGGUCCAAAGAGAAGACAUUUGUACAGUGCGGACACCUUUGGUUCAUUCAACCGUCGCUGUCUGUCGUGCGCCCUCUUCGACAGCUGUGACUAUAUCAGCGGCUCCUUCAGCCACAACAUGAGCUACUUCCUGCUCAACUGCCAAGGACGGGACAUCCCGUUUGUAGCCGUUUACAGGACGCAGAGAGAUGGAGAAAGUGAGACACAAGAUAGGGAGAGUAUUGAGGAGGUCUAUAAACUGGAGAGCAACGAGAACCUGAGGCUGACUCUGGGCUCCAUGCAGAUGCCCACGGUGGAGUACAAGGAGAUCAACAUGGAUGAUUACACCUUGUCGAUGCAGAUCCUCAAACCUGCCGGCUUCCAGGACAGUGGACACUAUCCACUGCUGCUGCUCGUCGACGGGACACCUGGUGGCCAGAUGGUGGCGGAGCAGUUUCACAUGGACUGGGCCACGGUGCUGGUGAGCAGCUUCGGUGCCAUCGUGGUGCGCUGCGACGGACGAGGCAGCGGCUUCCAGGGCACCAACCUGCUGCACCGGAUCCAGAAGAAACUGGGGGUGUACGAGGAACAGGAUCAGAAGGAAGCACUCAAUUUUAUUUUGAAAGAGCCCUACGUUGACAAAACCAGAGUUGGAGCUUUUGGAAAGGUGUAUGGCGGCUAUGUGACCAGCCUGUUGCUCAGUGGAGAGGAAUCCCCUGUAAAGUGUGGUGCCGUCCUCUCACCCAUCACAGACUUUGAAUUAUACGCGUCUGCAUUUUCAGAGCGAUAUCUUGGGUUGCCUAAACCUGAUCCAAGGGCGUACACAAUGGCUAAUUUAGCACACAGAGCAUCUCAGUUCAUGGAUAAGAAGUUUCUUAUUAUUCAUCCAACAGCUGAUGAAAAGGUCCAUUUCCAACAUACAGCAAAAUUCAUCGCUCAGCUCAUCAAUGAAAAGGCCAACUAUACCUUACAGAUCUACCCAGAUGAAGGCCACUUCAUUCACAGUGAAGCAACAAGGCAGCACCUCAGCCAGUCCCUGGUGAACUUCUUCGAGGAAUGCUUCAGGCUACCUGAACGAGUGUUUGAGGAGGUCCUGGAGGAGGAGAGCGAAGAUGAGGGUUAGCUUGGCCUCUUCAUGUGCCCCAAAACCUUCCCACCUAUAUGUUCACCUACCUAACCUCCAUCCUGUCCCUGUGCCUAAGCACAACACUGGCAUACAGUUUUUCCACAAUAUGCAACUCUCGUCUGUUCUUGCUCAAUUUGAUUUGCAUUUGGACUCCCAGCAUCAGCAUGCUGAACCUGAGACUGCCUUUCCAGCAGACGACGGAUAUAGUCCUACAUCCAUCCUCGCACCUUCUGCCCAGACUUCAAGUCCAAACGGCCCCCAGAGAGCCAACAGAUUGAUGAGUUGACAUGAUGUUUUGGAAUAUACUUAUUGAUUUAACAAGGAGCUGUCUCCUUUUCAGCAGGAUGGACCAGCUCCUUAAAAGCAGUGGAGACAAAGCGUCAGCUUUCACACAGACUUUCAAGCUGUGAGGAGAAGGAACACCUAUAGCACAUAACUUGUGGGCUUGUAUAUUGAUGAAAAUCAGACGCCUGGUGAAAAACACUGGUUGACAGUGUUCACAAUGAGUGUCUGGAAUUGUGCCGAUACAGGAAAUGUUACUAUUUUUAAAGUUGUGAAGACUUUCAUGUUGGAUUGUGGUUGUGUCUAUUGUUCUUACAGUAUGUAAAAUAGCACACAGACAUUGACUUGGCUAUUACGGAUACAUUUUUCUUGUUUGCCCCGAUGUUCAUCUCGUAGCCUCAUUUUAUGUACUUGAGUGACGCUGCCAUAAUUCUCUAACUGGCAAAAUGUUUUGGAAGAAAAAAAGCACCAUGAGUUUCCUGAUGUUCAUUUUAGACAUUUUAUUGUUACGAUCCAGUGUUUUUUUUCCAGAAGCAUUAACUUGUUUUAGUCACUGUGCCUUACUGUGUCAGAAAACAUCUUGCUGUGGGACUGCAUUUAUUAACUACAAGGCCAAUUUUGUAGGAACGGUUUGAUUUUGGGAAAUAAACGUCUGAGCUUAGCUUCUUGUUGAGUUAGAUGAGAAAUUUGGUUCCACUCUCACACCUGCCCGUUACAUAUGAAGCUAGCUUAGCAUAAAGACUGGAAGAAAAUAGCUUUGUCCAAAAUUCCAGGAAGUCAUUGCUUCCAGUUUUCCCUGCUUUCACUCUUUAUGCUAAGUUAAGAUAAGCAUUUCCUGGAUUUAACCCAAUAGUUAGCCGACCGAUAUGACAGUGGUAUCAAUCUUCGUGAAAAAGCAUAUUUCUCAAAAUGGCAGCUAUUGUUUAAAUCUAUAGCUUGAACUAGAUCAUUACGAAAUUUUAAAGUUUUUAAAAGGAAUAUCAACCAUUCUUUGGAAAUAUGCUUAAUGACGACAUUGCACCAUAUAGAAAUGUACAGAAUCUGCAUGCAAAAUUGCUUAUUAGAAUUGUAGGUGAAGAAAACUGUCCAGAAACGGCAGUGUUUUUUAUUAAAAGUGUCCCACUUGGCUUAAACCAGUAAAUACUUUGUUCAAGGCAAGAAGCCAUUAAGAUUAGAGUUAUACCCUGAGCAAUUAUGCAUUUGGCUAUAAAGGGGAGAAUUGUACAAUGAAUACAUGACAUACAUAAUGAAGAAUUCUUAAGGCACACAUUUAAUUUUCCAUUUCUUUAUUUAAAUGAACAUUUGCGUUACGUUUCAGUGCAUGUAAAGGUUAUUUGCAGCACUACCCUUGAUAGCUCAGUUCCACAUGGUCAUUUUGACAUCUUGAAUGUUCCUUACUGGAUUGCAUAAUUACAUCUCCAGUAGUAUUGUGAUUGAGAUCCCAGUCUCGUCAGCUUGAUGUGUAAAUGUUAUUCAAAUAUCAUUUUAUUCUAAGAAAAAAAGAAACAAUAUUACCUGAGUGUUAUUUGUGCAUAAAGCAUUUUGGAAGUUA
Molecule: messenger RNA, 4911 nt
Organism: Etheostoma spectabile (orangethroat darter)
Lineage: Eukaryota; Metazoa; Chordata; Actinopteri; Perciformes; Percidae
Gene: dpp6a
Product: dipeptidyl-peptidase 6a
Exons: 26
Coding region: 531-3074 (847 amino acids)
Biological process (GO): proteolysis; regulation of potassium ion transmembrane transport
Cellular component (GO): plasma membrane; voltage-gated potassium channel complex
Molecular function (GO): serine-type peptidase activity; potassium channel regulator activity
Source: RefSeq, a predicted model, not a curated record